GGUUUGUUAAAGAGUUUGUGAAAGCGCGAAACCCUCAUUCCAUUGUUGCCUUGCUGUUGAAGUGAGUUGGUAACCAUCACAAGGCAACUCUCUUUCAAAUUUAAUCGCCGGUACCGGAAUCCUCAAAACAAGCCGGAAAAUGGAGAAUAAACCUCGGAUUUUUGACAACUUCAUGACGAUUUUUCAACGGCGGAGCUCCAGUCCUCGUUCUCCUUUCUCCACCGAUUCCCCCAAAUCCAUUCCGUUUCUCUCUCCAAUCGCCAACUCCGUUGUCGCUCGAUGUUCCAAGGUUUUGAACACGCCUACAGAAGACUUGUGUAGUAGUUUUGACAUAGAGACCGGUGAAAGUGGCAAGCAACAUUUCGAAUAUGCUAGACAUUUGUUAGAAUUUUGCUCAUACAGGGCAUUCGAUGUCUUGACUGCCCGUGCUGAUUAUUUUAGCGAUAAGGAAUUUCGUCGUUUGACAUAUGACAUGAUGCUCGCAUGGGAGGCCCCAGGUGUUGAGGAUGAAACAAUAUACAAAGAAAGUGUUUCUCCCAGUACAAUGCAGAGUGAAGAUGAUGAUGGGUGGUCUUUUUUUUAUUCAAGCUCAACUGCCAUGGCUGUUCAGGUCGACAGUGAAAAAACUGUUGGUCCUGAAGCCUUUGCACGAAUCGCACCUGCUUGUGCAGUUAUCGCUGAUGUUGCAACUGUUCAAAAUCUAUUUGAUGCAUUGACAAACACUUCGGGCGAUAGACUUCAUUUUCUCAUAUAUGAUAAGUACCUUCAGAGCCUUGAUAGGGUGAUCAAGAGUGCAAAAAGUGUUCUAUCAGCUUCGUCAAAUCUUGAAAUUGUUGAUGGAGAGAUCAUUGUAGAUGUUGAUGGUACAGUCCCUACCCAGCCAGUUCUCCAGCAUAUUGGAAUCUCCGCAUGGCCUGGUAGGUUAACCCUAAGCAGUAAAGCUUUGUAUUUUGAGUCAUUGGGAGUAGGUCAAUAUGAUAAACCUGCACAGUAUGAUCUUUCAAGGGAUUUGAAGCAGGUCAUUAAGCCUGAAUUGACUGGGCCACUUGGUGCUCGGCUGUUUGACAAAGCUGUGAUGUAUCGGUCAAUGUCACUAACAGAGCCCAUAUUCCUGGAGUUCCCUGAAUUCAAAGGAAGCUCGCGGCGGGAUUAUUGGUUGGAUGUCUCUCUAGAGAUAUUGCUUGCUCACAGAUUUGUAAGGAGAUACAAUCUCAAAGGAGUCCAGGAAUCGGAAGCAGUUGCAAGAGCUAUUCUUGGCAUAUUUCGGUGUCGUGCUGUGAGAGAGGGUUUCUACUUUUUCUCGUCACAUUAUAAGUCAUUGCUUGUAUUUAACCUUGCUGAGAAUCUUCCUGGUGGGGAUGCAAUUUUAGAAACUCUGUCAAGUUGUUUAGCACUUUUGAGAGUGAGUAGUUCUCAAGCUGACUCAUCUGGGAUUGUUAGACCUGUUAGUACAGAGAAACAGCAUAAAGUAUCUCCAGUUUCGCUUCUAGCUCUAAGAAGGUUUGGGUUAAUUCUUCAAGAAGAUGUAGAAUUUGACAAGGACGAGAUAUAUGGUAGCGGAUAUAUUUGUGUGGGUGAAGUUGAUCCUUUGGAAGUGGCAAUAAAACAAUCGAAAGUGGACACUGGAAAGGCUGAAGCAGCACGGGAGACUGUCAACCAAGUGAAAGUAGAUGGGAUUGAUGCAAAUUUAGCAAUCAUGAAGGAGUUGCUUUUUCCACUGAUUUUGCUAGCUAAGCGUGUUCAGUUUUUGGCUUCGUGGGAGGAACCUUUCAAAUCAACAGUUUUCAUGUUGCUGACGUGCUACCUGUUUGUGAGUGGAUGGUUUACGUUUGUGCUGCCGUUCAUUCUUGUUUCCCUUGCGGUGCUUAUGCUUUGGCGCCGACUGGCUAACAAAGGGAAGCUGGUAGAUGCCUUCAAAAUUGUAGCACCUCCCAAUCGGAAUGCUGUAGAGCAGCUAAUUACAUUACAGGAAGCAAUUUCUCAGGUAGAAGGGCUGGUUCAGGCUGUAAAUGUUGUUCUUCUAAAGAUGAGAGCCCUUUUAUUUGCUGUGCUUCCAGAGGCCACAUACACAGUAGCUAUCUUUUUACUUCUCACGGCGGCGUUCUUCGUGCUAGUGCCUUUCAGAUUUAUAAUCCUGUUUGUCCUAAUGGAGCCCUACACUAGGGAAAUGCCUUUGCGAAGGGAAAGCAGUUACAGGUCAUUGAGGAGACUAAGAGAGUGGUGGUUUGGGAUACCUGCUGCUCCUGUUCAGCUCAUCAAGUACGAGAACAGUAAGAAAAAGAAAUGACCACUUUGGCUAUUAUGUUAUGACACAAAUUUGUUGAAGCAGAAGCCUGUGUAUUUAUUUAGCUUGUUUGACAUCAUGUUAAAGGCUUCAAAAUUGCAUGAAAAGUAGCUGUUGUAUUAUAAUUAUCUUUGGUAUAUAGCAUCUAUAACAAGAGUUUCAAGCUGCAUCACAAUUCAGAUUUAAGGAUGCACUUUUUUUGUUUUUGGACAUACAUCCCUAUUACAGUUUACAGUUGUUUUGUACCUAAUAUAUGUAUGAAAGACAUAGGGGAUUGUAACUUCAUUCACCAUGGAGAAAAAAAGAAGGAAAGGGGACGCCGAACGUGAAAUGAUACACAUGCAAUGCUUGGAAAGCAAUUUACUUGUAGUACGAGUGAUUUUUACUCUCUUAUCUUGUUUUAUUGAUUAGAACUAUACAGGUGCAAUUUGUACUAAAAUAUACUGAUGGAAAAUAUUGGUCAAAUGCAUCUUUGGCCACACAAAAAUUUAAAUGACUUCAUUCUGGAA
Molecule: messenger RNA, 2793 nt
Organism: Spinacia oleracea (spinach)
Lineage: Eukaryota; Viridiplantae; Streptophyta; Magnoliopsida; Caryophyllales; Amaranthaceae
Exons: 10
Coding region: 140-2287 (715 amino acids)
Source: RefSeq, a predicted model, not a curated record